UUGAAGAGCAGGUUAGAUAAACAUCUGUCAGGGAUGGUCUAGGUUUAGUUGGUCCUACGUCAGUGGGGGAGAGGGGCAGGAAGAUGGACUAGAUGUCCUCUUAAGUCCCUUAUAGUCUUACGUUUCUAUGAUGCUAUUUUUUUUCUCUUACAGAGUCACCAAAAGAACCAGAAAGCAACACACUAUAAACUCAACCAGGCUUGUAAACAAGAGUGAAUUGCCAGGAUCCUGACAUCUGCCCUGAUUUCUGCUCUGUGACCUUGAGCAAAAGAUGUGUGAGAUCAGUAAAGAUACAACAAAGAACUUAACAGAGGUUCACUCAAUCCCGCUAGGUCUGGGCCUGGGCAGCAUCUCACUGAUCACAGUCAUCAUGAAUAUUUUGGUCCUAUAUGCAGUGAAAACAGAAAGAAAGCUGCAUACAGUUGGGAACCUGUAUAUUGUCAGCCUAUCAGUCGCAGACCUUAUAGUUGGUGCAGCUGUUAUGCCGCUGAACAUUAUGUACCUACUGAAUGGCAGAUGGGUACUGGGGAGACCAGCCUGUCUGUUCUGGCUCUCAAUGGAUUAUGUAGCCUCCACAGCCUCCAUCUUCAGCCUUUUUAUAUUGUGCAUAGAUCGUUACCGUUCAGUUCAGCAUCCGCUCAAGUAUCUCAAGUACCGGACCAAAACUCGAGCAUUGGUAAUGAUUUCUGGAGCUUGGCUGGUUUCUUUUCUGUGGAUCAUCCCAAUUCUAGGCUGGCAUGCUUUUGCCAAUGAUGGGAGAUGGCAAGUGAAAGAAUGGACCUGUGAAACAGAGUUCUCAAAAGUCACCUGGUUUAAAGUGUUGACGGCCAUUGUCAACUUCUAUAUCCCAUCUUUACUGAUGUUAUGGUUCUAUGCAAAAAUAUACAAGGCUGUCCGGAAACACUAUCAGCACCGAGAGCUCAUCAAUGGAUCGUUUCGGUCUUUCUCAGAAAACAAAAGUAUACAUCAUGAUAAGGUGCAGGAAAAGCAAAACAUUCUCCACAAAAAGCCAAAUAAAGGUAUAAACACAGGUCUUUUGAAAGGAAGCUCCGUAGACCCUUGCUGCAAUGAAAAUCUCUACUUCCCUCAGCCCAAAGAUAUGGGGGCGAAGCUUCAACACAGCAGCUUUGACAAACCCCCAAAGGCUCGCAUUACAGAAGGUGACAGCAAGGUAGUAAAACUGAGCUGUUUUCCCCUUGCCAUUGCCCAGACUCAGCCAGGAUCAGAUAAAGUGGGACUGAAGUAUGUGUCUGUCAAGAAGGGGCCUUGCUCACAGGCUCCAGAGUUAAGUGACACAUCAGAUGAGCACACUUUCAUGGACGGGGCCUCCUGUAAAAAUGAUUCCGAUCCCACCCCGAUCCCAGCAACUUCUAGGGCUGAGGAAAAGACUAACAAAGACUUUGCAGGCCUCAGUUACCUGAAGAGCACCUGGCUGAGACUGCGCACCCAGUCUAUGCAAGGGGUGCAUGUGAACAGGGAGAGGAAAGCAGCCAAGCAGCUGGGUUGCAUAAUGGCAGCCUUUAUGCUGUGCUGGAUUCCCUAUUUUGUGCUGUUUAUGGUAAUAGCCUAUUGUCAAAGCUGUUGCAACCACAGUUUCCAUAUGUUCACUAUUUGGCUUGGUUAUGUGAACUCCACUUUAAAUCCAUUCAUCUAUCCCCUCUGUAAUGAGAACUUCAAGAACACGUUCAAAAAGAUCCUUCAUAUUCACUCAUAAUACCACAUCAGGCUGUUUUUAUUUGGGGUGGAAAAAAAAGUGAGUCCAUGAUUUUUCAAAGAAAAAAACUUUCCAGUUUCAAGGGAAAUUAUGAAUGAGGUAGAAAGGCUUUAAAAAUGUAAUCUGUAGAACUAGCAUGUGAAAACAGGAAACACGUAUUUACAUGACAAAUAAGAGCUUUAAAGUUCAAAGUAUUUAAAGGGGAACUGGUUUUGACCAGGAUUCCUGAAAACUCAGGGCUCAGUCUCAGGACUGCUAUGCUAAUGUACAUAUUUUACAGUGAGUAAGACUUCCUCUUUCCAUUAUGUGGAACAUAACUGGAGAGAGAGACAGAAAUCUUCAGUGGUUAUGAGCUAAUUAGAUAUGGAAAGAAAAAAAGACUUCAGUUUAUAUGUUCACUCUAAUGUCUUCUGUAACUUACUUUUUUUUACGUUAACCUGGGAACAUGCUGCUUGUUAAAGGCACUGAUCUCCUACAAGAUAUGGUAUUUCAUGUAGUCAAAGUAUGACACUUGAACUGUUUGAAAAUGUACCCUAUUUAUUUAUAAAUUCCCCCAGAAUCAUGCACUUUUAGAGAUACCAAGUUGCAUUGUCAUGUACUAUAGAAACCUUUGAUAUUGUGUUUGUGUUGAUUUCCAGCAGCAUUGUUCAUUUUAUUAGAAAAGAUAUCAGUAUUUUUUCUAUAUGCUAAAUAUUUUUACCAUAUUUAUAAAGACUUCUCUUCUAGCAAAAGUAACUAGAGUAUGGUGGGUUUGAGAAUACAAUUGUUUCUAAACUUGCACUGUAAAGUAGAUGGAGGAUAAUAUACUUUUUCGUCCUUCCUACAACUAGGACAUAGCCCUAGCAAGUUCCCCUAAAGCUGGUGCAAAUAUGCUGCACUACAUUAGGUGAACUCUUCACACAAAGCUGCAUAAAGCAACUGAUCUUUUCAAGGUGGGAAAGUGAAUAAUUAGAGUACAUUUUCCUUUCCCGUCAUUUAAGUUUAAUUGCAUCUUACAAGCCACACUGUAAUGGCUAGUACACAUUUCCUGAACUAAGCUAUGAAUGGAACACUUGUGCCAAGAAAACAAACAGCUUGAUUUGGAAGGACUGGAGAGGCUUGCAGUCAGAGGUGACACUAACAAUCUGACACUUGCCUGUGCAUUGGCAGACUCCUUUGCCCCCUAUAGCUACAGUGUACCAAUAAUCCCCAGAACCAGACAUACCCUUCCACACAAUAGGAAUGAACUCUGCCCCAGUGAGUGCAUUUAGAUAUAGAUUUCUAAAUAUGUAUUAAUUAAAGGUCAGAGGAAGACAAUAAAAUAUAGUUCCUUAGAGCAGUAGUUUUCAACCUGUGGUCCGUGGAGGUCUGCAGAUUGUGUCUAAGAUUUUCAAAGGGGUAUGCACCUCCAUUCAAAAAAUUUUAGGGAUCCGCAAAUGAAAAAAGUUUGAGAACCACUGCCUUAGAGAAUGUGUAUGUGGUGGCAUAAGUGAAAGGCCCGCUUACAGCCAGGCUUGAAGUGUACCAGAACAAUUACACCAAAAUUGGGUCAUACGGAGGGUGGGGAGCAUUUCUGGACACAUUUUAUGUGACUAUCACAUCACACUAUGAUGAGGGCACAUCCUCCCCUGACGGGAAUAUUUGAAAGAAUCUUUGCAAAGAGAAUCUCAUGUAUUGUCCAUCCCUUCAGGGUGGCUAUUUCCACGUGUACUGAGAUGGCUCUUGACCCUCUGCUAUUAUACUAUCCACUUCUAUAAGAAAUACAGUGACCAGACUACUUUAACAGGUGUAGUCACUGUUGUCAGUGCAGCAGCUGGGAAGGUGCUUCCCAGCACAAGCAGACAGACCCACGCUACCUCUGCUCAUGCGAGCGUGCUAAAACUAGCAGCGUGGCUGCAGCAGCACGGGCAGUGGCUUGGGCUAGCUGCCCAAGUACAAACUCGCCUAACCCCCUCAGUAUGUACUUGGGCAGCUAGACCAAGUCACUGCAGCCAAAGUGAUAUUUUUAGUGUGCUAGCUCGAGCAGAGUUAGCACGCAUCUGUCUACUGGAGCUGGGACUCAUGCCCCCAGCCAAUGUGUAGACAUACCGGAAAGGUGGGUGUGUGGAGAUGAAAUAUUUAUGCAUACCCUGCAGUCAGGAAGAUGAAUGGCCUCAUUUUCAGAGCUAUCUCCAAAAUUCAGUGUAAAGUUUAAAAAGUGGCUGUCCUCCCCACUACUAUCCUGGCACGUUUGCCUGCCACAGAGAGCUGUUACUGUUUCCUGAUUGACAAACAGGAGGCAGGUGCAUUUGACAGUGCUCAAUUAGCCUGUAUUACAGUACAAGGGGAAGAUUGUAGCUUAAUGGUUAGAGGGUAGCUGGGAGUAAGGGCUCCUUGGUAGUAUUUCCUGCAUGGCCACAGACUUACUAAGUGACCUUGCACAACUCAGGACCUCUGUGCCUCACUCUCUUCAUGCAAAAUGAGUGUUAAGACUUACCUAGCUCACAGGGGUAAUGUGUGACUUAAGUAAUGAGUGCAGAGUGUUUUGAAAUCCUGAGAUGAAAGGUGCAAUGUAAAUGCACGGUAUUAUCAUCCUCCGUCAGUUACCUUAUCUGCCUUAAGAUCCUUAACACUCUCAGAUGUAUUUAAAGAACUCAGUAUUAAAUGAAGAUCCAUUAAAUGUGUACUUUACUAAAUGGCUGGCUUGAGGUCCAGAAAACCAAACCUUCCAAUGAAAGACAAGCUAAAUAGAUUGAACUUAUCAAAGAGGAGUGUAAGAGGUGACUUGAUUGUGCUCUCUAAAUAUCUACACACAGAGAAGAUAUCUGAUAUUAGGGAGCUCUGUAAUCUAGCAAAGUCUUAACAAGAUACACAGACAGAAGUUGUAGGCAGAAAAAUUCAAUUUGGAAAUGACAGCUUUUUAACAA
Molecule: messenger RNA, 4599 nt
Organism: Chelonia mydas (Green sea turtle)
Lineage: Eukaryota; Metazoa; Chordata; Testudines; Cheloniidae
Gene: HRH1
Product: histamine receptor H1
Exons: 1
Coding region: 272-1714 (480 amino acids)
Biological process (GO): chemical synaptic transmission; positive regulation of vasoconstriction; regulation of vascular permeability
Cellular component (GO): membrane; dendrite
Molecular function (GO): neurotransmitter receptor activity; G protein-coupled serotonin receptor activity; histamine receptor activity
Source: RefSeq, a predicted model, not a curated record